CGUGUAAAGGUCAUGGUGAAAGAAUAAUAAUAACACACUAUUAUCAUAUUACAAGCUCGUGUUGUGUGCUGCGAUCGAAACGCUGGAAACUAGAAAUGAGUCUUUUUGAAUGACUACCUAUAUUUUUUUAGUUUUUAAUCAGUAAGUAGUAACCAACCAACGAGAAACGACUAACAUUCGUCAGUCGGCUGCGAGUUGUUCACGUUUGUCGCGUCCAGUACGAUUAAUUACUUCGUAUUCCGUUUAUUUCUCUUCUUAACAAUACACACUACACCAUGAAGGUUGCAUUGGAAAUCGACGAAGGUUUGUUCAGAACGUACUUGUUCUACACAGCAGUAUUAGUAAUAAAAGUACUCACAAUGGCCCUAUUAACGGGCAGACAUCGGUUCUCAAAAAUGAUAUUUGCUAACCCUGAAGAUGCAAAAAUGCAUUCAAAAUCAAAAGUGAAGUAUGAUGAUCCUGAUAUUGAAAGAGUUAGAAGAGCUCAUCUCAACGAUUUAGAAAAUAUUCCAUUCUUUGUAAUUGUAUGUUUUGGAUACUUAUUAACCAAUCCAAGUAUAUAUAUUGCUACCAAUUUAAUAAGAUUAUUUGUAGCAAGUAGAAUAAUUCAUACAAUAGUUUAUGCCGUGAUUGUUUUACCACAGCCAUCAAGAGCUUUAUCUUGGUUCGCUGGAUAUGCAACAACAUGGUACAUGGCUUUUCAAGUUAUUUUAAGUUUUGUUUAAUAUUAUUAUAGGAAAAACAUAAUAAAGCUCAUUAUUUUAUUAUUA
This is a messenger RNA of Aphis gossypii (cotton aphid), 770 nucleotides long. Its product is annotated as microsomal glutathione S-transferase 1-like. The transcript is spliced from 3 exons. Gene Ontology annotation, cellular component: membrane. Lineage: Eukaryota; Metazoa; Arthropoda; Insecta; Hemiptera; Aphididae. The coding region runs from base 276 to 725 and encodes 149 amino acids. The record is from RefSeq and is a predicted model, not a curated record.